UAUUGAUUAAUUAUUUUUAAAGUUUGAUAGUACCACAAUCGCAUUUGGAGUGCGACAAAACUUUAUUUUGAUUUUUGAAUGCUUAUAUAUAUGAACAUAUUUAGUGAUGUGGGGAUUUUCAGUGUUAAAUGUUGGUUGAGAGAAAGGGUGAUUGCAUUGCAUAGUCAGAGAGAGUUGUGAAUGUGUGAUCCAAAUCGCGGAUCGAGAUAGUAAUUAUUAAUGGUGGGCGGUGGUGUUGUGUGGGCGGUGUUAUUGUUCUCUCUGUGCACGCCGCGGAGGAGCGCGGCCAUUUGGUUGAAUCUGCCGCCCACCGCCACCAAAUGCGUCUCCGACGAGAUUCACAGCAACGUCGUCGUUUUGGCGGACUACGUCGUCAUCUCCGACGAUCAUCUCCACCCCACUCCCACCAUUUCCGCUGAGGUGACUUCUCCGUAUGGAAACACUCUGUAUCGGCAGGAAAACAUCACGCACGGUAAAUUUGCAUUCACGACUACUGAGGAUGGAAGCUACUUGGCUUGUUUCUGGGUCGAUGGACAUUACUCGGGCUCGGGGGGAUUAAGCAUCAACAUGGAGUGGAAAACUGGUAUUGCAGCAAGGGACUGGGAUUCGGUUGCAAGAAAAGAAAAAAUCGAGGGUAUCGAGCUUGAGCUCAGAAAACUCGAAGAGGCAGUCGAGACGGUCCAUGAAAAUCUUCUCCACCUUAAGACCAGAGAGGCAGAGAUGAGGACGACGAACGAAACUACAAAUCAUCGAGUUGCUCUCUACAGCCUCGUGUCACUCACAUUCUGCAUUGUAGUUUCUGCACUCCAGAUAUUGUACUUAAAGAGUUACUUCCAAAAGAAAAAGUUGAUUUAAAUGGAAUACUAUAGUACUAUUAGGAUAAUUGAGGUGUGUUUUAAGUA
Salvia hispanica is the source of this 902-nucleotide messenger RNA. RefSeq names its product transmembrane emp24 domain-containing protein p24delta3-like. The record is from RefSeq and is a predicted model, not a curated record. NCBI's taxonomy places the organism in Eukaryota, Viridiplantae, Streptophyta, Magnoliopsida, Lamiales, Lamiaceae.